UAAACUCUUAACCCUGGAUUACACCCUGGAAUAUCAGUUACGUGGUUAAAGCCCCGUGGUCCUAUUCCGGAAUCACUCUCAACCAAAGUGUUCCCAUUUGUCACGGUUCCCUGAACCGUCGAGUGGCCCUCUUUACGCUCAAAUGGCAAACUCGUGUCUCCAACUGAGCGGCUUCAUCGUCAGCUGCGUCGGCUGGCUGGGCGUCGUCAUCGCCAUCUCCACCAACGACUGGGUGAUCAUGUGCAAAUACGGCUUGAACACGUGCAAGAAGAUGGACGAGCUGGAAGCCAAAGGACCCUGGGCCGAAUGCGUCAUCUCCACGGGACUCUACCACUGCUACUCCCUGUCGCAGAUCCUGGAGCUGCCAGCCUACAUCCAGACGACCCGCGCCCUGAUGAUCACGGGCUCCAUCCUCGGCCUCCCCGCCGUGGCGAUGGUCCUCAUGUCCAUGCCGUGCAUCAGCUGCGGCGGCAACGAGCCGCAGGGCUCCAAGAACAAGCGCACCGUGUUGGGGGGGGUGCUCGUGCUCAUCGUCGCACUGUGCGGUCUGGUGUCCACGGUCUGGUUCCCCAUCGGCGCUCACCGCGAGCGCGGCCUCAUGGCCUUCGGCUUCUCCCUCUACACCGGGUGGGUGGGCAGCAUCUUCUCCCUGCUGGGCGGCUGCAUCCUCACCUGCUGCUCCUCAGACUCCUCCUCCUACUCGGAGUCCCGCCCCUACCAGGACAACAACCGCUUCUACUACUCCAAGCAGGGCGGCGGGAACCCGGCGGCCGCCCCGUCCUCCAAUCACGCCAAGAGCGCCCACGUCUAAGACAUCCCCCCCAAGCAGAUGUGUAGGGAACUGAACACUUGUAUAUAUACACACACACACACACACACACACACUAGCAGGGACACACACAAACACAUGUUCAAGAAGUCCUUGAACUAGCAAAGAAAACACACAAGAGAGACAUUAUUUUAUUAUUUUGGGUCCUCCAGCCUCCCGGCGAUGGACUCGGCGUGGACCACCCGAGGCCUCGUGGACCGCUCUUCUAUACGACUUCUAUUUUUCUAUCUAGAUGCUGAAAUCUCACGAGUGUCUUUGUUGAUAAAUCAGUUGUUUGCUAUAUCGUACAAUACGAUGAUCUGUUGUUUUGAUUAGAGCAGGGUAUGACAGUAUUAUAUAUUUUAACAUUGUUUACGUAAAUUGAUUUUUUUUCCUCCUCAACAGUAUUGUUUAACUCUGAGUGAUGGACUUGAUUAAAAAGCAAAGGAUGAAGGGAACACCCUCUCCACAGGGGAGCUUUAACCAGCAGCGUGUGUGUGCACAUUUGGUUCACCACUCACUCCUUUAAUCGUAACAUUUGCUCAUCUAAAACCCAUUUUAUGUGACUAACUCUAAGCAGCUUAUCCUGUAACUGUGUAAUUAUACAUGUCCGUUAAACACCUUCGUCUAAGUUCUUCAUAAACAACGUUUCCGUGGAGCUAAAAAUGAUGUUUUCCUCCGAGAAAAUAGAAAUAAACUAUUUUGAUUAGCUUCUCUGACAAUAAUGCGAUGACUUGAAUGUUCAAUAUCUCAAAAAAUGCUUUGAACACAGACGGAAACGUCCGACUCAGAUCCACAGAGGCAAUGUUCGCUGGUUAUUUAUUGUUUCCCUUGUGCUGUGUUGUUCUCUGUAAUAAAGAUAAAAGAAUGAAAAGUU
Molecule: messenger RNA, 1685 nt
Organism: Pseudoliparis swirei
Lineage: Eukaryota; Metazoa; Chordata; Actinopteri; Perciformes; Liparidae
Gene: cldn11a
Product: claudin 11a
Exons: 3
Coding region: 143-811 (222 amino acids)
Biological process (GO): cell adhesion; bicellular tight junction assembly
Cellular component (GO): bicellular tight junction; plasma membrane
Molecular function (GO): structural molecule activity
Source: RefSeq, a predicted model, not a curated record